AUGGCAGGUGGAGUUUUAGUUGCUUCAACAAAUGGAAGGCAAUAUGAGGGGAAGGUUACAAUGUUUGUUUUGGUCACAUGUUUGGUGGCGGCCAUGGGAGGUCUACUUUUUGGUUAUGAUCUUGGUAUUACAGGAGGAGUGACUUCCAUGGAACCAUUCUUGGUUAAAUUCUUCCCUGGUGUUUACAAACAAAUGAAAGAUGAAUCCGGACACGAGAGCCAAUAUUGCAAAUUUGAUAACGAGCUCCUUACUUUAUUCACAUCUUCCUUGUAUCUUGCAGCUCUGAUAGCGUCUUUCUUUGCUUCCACAACUACAAGAAUGUUAGGACGUAAGGCCUCAAUGUUUGCAGGUGGCUUGUUUUUCCUUGUUGGUGCAUUGCUCAAUGGUUUUGCUGUAAACAUUGAAAUGCUUAUAAUUGGCCGCAUAUUACUUGGUUUUGGUGUAGGAUAUUGUAAUCAGUCAGUUCCAAUGUAUUUGUCUGAAAUGGCUCCAGCAAAGAUUAGAGGUGCGCUCAACAUGGGAUUCCAAAUGAUGAUCACUAUUGGAAUCCUAGGGGCAAACAUUAUCAACUACUUUACUUCAAAUCUUGAGAGUGGAUGGAGAAUUUCUUUGGGUAUCGGAGCUGUCCCUGCAAUUUUGUUAUGUAUAGGAUCGUUUUUCUUAGGCGACACACCAAACUCUAUGAUUGAAAGGGGCCAAAAAGAAGGAGCUAAGAAAAUGUUGCAAAAGAUUCGUGGAAUUGAUAAUGUUGAUGAGGAGUUCCAAGAUCUAAUUGAUGCUAGUGAGGAAGCCAAAAAGGUGGAACAUCCAUGGAAGAAUAUUACACAAUUAAGAUAUAGACCUCAACUAACGUUUUGCUCACUCAUUCCAUUCUUCCAGCAACUCACGGGCAUCAAUGUUAUCAUGUUUUAUGCCCCCGUCCUUUUCAAAACUUUGGGCUUUGGAAACGAUGCUUCCCUCAUGUCCUCAGUAAUUACUGGAGGUGUCAAUGUUGUAGCUACUUUUGUUUCCAUCUUCACCGUGGACAAGUUUGGAAGAAAGAUUUUGUUUCUUGAAGGUGGUGUCCAAAUGUUUAUUUGUCAGAUUGUUGUUGGAAGCAUGAUUGCUAUCAAGUUUGGAGUUAGUGGUGAAGGAUCGUUUACACAUAUUGAAGCCAAUCUUCUUUUGUUCUUUAUAUGUGCGUAUGUUGCGGCAUAUGCAUGGUCUUGGGGUCCAUUGGGAUGGUUAGUUCCUAGUGAAAUAUGCUCUCUUGAGGUUCGCUCUGCAGGUCAAGCUACCAAUGUUGCUGUUAACAUGUUGUUUACCUUUGCCAUUGCUCAAGUUUUUCUUACUAUGCUUUGUCACUUGAAGUUUGGACUUUUCUUCUUCUUUGCUGGAUUUGUGGUUAUAAUGACAAUAUUCAUUGUCUUGUUUUUUCCUGAGACAAAUAAUGUCCCAAUUGAAGAAAUGAAUAAAGUGUGGAAAUCUCAUUGGUUUUGGACAAAGUUUGUUUCUGAUGUUGUCGUUCAUCAUGAUCAUAAGAUUGUUGUUGGAAGCAUGAUUGCUAUCAAGUUUGGAGUUAGUGGUGAAGGAUCGUUUACACAUAUUGAAGCCAAUCUUCUUUUGUUCUUUAUAUGUGCGUAUGUUGCGGCAUAUGCAUGGUCUUGGGGUCCAUUGGGAUGGUUAGUUCCUAGUGAAAUAUGCUCUCUUGAGGUUCGCUCUGCAGGUCAAGCUACCAAUGUUGCUGUUAACAUGUUGUUUACCUUUGCCAUUGCUCAAGUUUUUCUUACUAUGCUUUGUCACUUGAAGUUUGGAAUUUCCUUCUUCUUUGCUGGAUUUGUGGUUAUAAUGACAAUAUUCAUUGUCUUGUUUUUUCCUGAGACAAAUAAUGUCCCAAUUGAAGAAAUGAAUAAAGUGUGGAAAUCUCAUUGGUUUUGGACAAAGUUUGUUUCUGAUGUUGUCGUUGAUCAUGAUCAUAAGGUCGUUGUUUGA
Messenger RNA from Lathyrus oleraceus (garden pea), 1971 nucleotides. RefSeq names its product sugar transport protein 10. Gene Ontology annotation, biological process: monosaccharide transmembrane transport. Gene Ontology annotation, cellular component: membrane. The record is from RefSeq and is a predicted model, not a curated record. Gene Ontology annotation, molecular function: monosaccharide transmembrane transporter activity. Bases 1 to 1971 code for a protein of 656 amino acids. Lineage: Eukaryota; Viridiplantae; Streptophyta; Magnoliopsida; Fabales; Fabaceae. The transcript has 4 exons.